UUGGAAACUACGUCCUUUCACCCCAUUUCACAUGGGUGUGAUUUAGUGGGCAAGUUCAAAACAUCCGUGAAGAGGUUCGUCCAAGAGGUAGAAAUAGGUAAUGCGAAGUGCUCCUAGGCCACCCAACAUGUUCUCUUACAUUCUCCCCAUUCUCACCGCAGACAACACGCGGGAGGGCGCCGUCCAGACAAACGAGCGCCUACGGCUCGUGACAGGCAAGGUAUCUGUCUCCUACAACACGGUGAAAGGAGCCCUUACAAGUCUUCAUGAGCGUUACGAGUCCUCCAAGGCCGAACGGAACGUCUUCCGGAGGUACGCCCUUCUCAAGGGCAUCGUCAAAGAGGUUAUCCAGCUAGAUGCCCAGUACUGGCUGUUGCUCGACGUGCCCAAGCAAGACAAGCAAGAACAGGUGAAUGCUUAUGUCCUACGCGCCUGCGCAGUUCUAGAGAAAGCUUCAGACACGCGGCCUCAAGGGGAAGCGUCCAAAAGUCAAGCUGCUCAACAAGCUGAAGAAGAGGCUCGUGAAAAAGAAAGAAAAGCCAGGCUAGAAGCAUCAACAGUUCAACAAAUUGAGGAAGAGAACACGUUGCUCAUCAACGACCUGUACCGACUCCUCAAGAAGUACGCCAAUCUCAAACAAGUGGUGCACACUCUGCACCUCUCGUACCGGGGAGCGCGGAUGUACCCCAUUUUUCCGAGGUACAACAUGCUGAAAGACAUGAUCAAGGACGUCCUCAGGGACCCCUCUUACAUGGAAGUGUGCCACGAAGAGAGCUAA
Messenger RNA from Uloborus diversus, 778 nucleotides. RefSeq lists its product as uncharacterized. The record is from RefSeq and is a predicted model, not a curated record. The transcript is spliced from 5 exons. Lineage: Eukaryota; Metazoa; Arthropoda; Arachnida; Araneae; Uloboridae. Bases 101 to 778 code for a protein of 225 amino acids.